CAGGCGCGUGAGUUUGCUUGCCGAUGGCCACGCCCCGCUCUGAAGCCGUAUAUAAGUGGUUUCCACAAGCAGUUGGCAGAGGUAGCGUACACAGUGAGCCAAGAACAGGACCAGCCAUGAAAUUUACGGCUAUCGCACUAGUGUGUCUGGCAGCGGCCGUGGUAACGCACGCCGAUCCCGAACCACACAAGUACCACCACUACCCCUACUACCACUACGAUCCUCUCUACCACGAUGUCGAGCCACUGGAGGGGGAUGGAGUGGCCAGGCAUCCUGGCGGUGGCACCUCCUUCGUGGGUCCUCAAGUUCACGGCCUCACUAAACGCUCAGCUGACCCCAUGCCAGAAGCUGACCCUGAACCAGUAGCUGACUCGGACACCACCAAUAGUUAUAGUUACCAGAUAGUCCACCAUGGCCAUCCCCACUAUGGAUAUCGCUACCCUUACUCUGGCUACCGCCACAACAAUUUCUAUGGUUAUCCUCACAGAUACCACAGCCACCACAAGAGAUCAGUCGAAUCUGAACCCGAACCUGAACCUCAUUACAGCUAUUACGGACGCCCUCACUACUACAACAGAUACUACCACGGUUACCCUCACUAUUACCCUUACGCCGGCUACCGUUAUGGCUACGGAGGAUAA
Penaeus chinensis is the source of this 641-nucleotide messenger RNA. RefSeq lists its product as uncharacterized. The transcript is spliced from 2 exons. The record is from RefSeq and is a predicted model, not a curated record. Bases 24 to 641 code for a protein of 205 amino acids. NCBI's taxonomy places the organism in Eukaryota, Metazoa, Arthropoda, Malacostraca, Decapoda, Penaeidae.